Messenger RNA from Sarcophilus harrisii (Tasmanian devil), 1109 nucleotides. It is a transcript of the gene EBI3, whose product is annotated as Epstein-Barr virus induced 3. Gene Ontology annotation, cellular component: external side of plasma membrane. Bases 381 to 1109 code for a protein of 242 amino acids. The record is from RefSeq and is a predicted model, not a curated record. The transcript is spliced from 5 exons. Gene Ontology annotation, biological process: cytokine-mediated signaling pathway. Gene Ontology annotation, molecular function: cytokine receptor activity; protein binding. NCBI's taxonomy places the organism in Eukaryota, Metazoa, Chordata, Mammalia, Dasyuromorphia, Dasyuridae.
AGAGAUCAGAGGCCAGAGACCUUUACUCAUACUCUGAACACUGAAUCCAGGGCCAACAGCAUGGACGCUGGAGGGAGCCAGAAUGACAGACUGUCAAAUGAAUGGGUCCUAAUCCUGGGCUCUUGGAUCAUUGAAACCUCUUCUGCCACAUGCCUUGAAACCAGUCAUUCAAGCUAUUUCUGACUUUUAAGAUUAAGACUGUCACUUUAGAAAGUGAAAGGCAAGAGGGACAGGAAGGAGGAUUUCCCAGAGUGGUAUGAUCAGGGGAUUUUGGGGAAGCUGGAGUUGCUUAGAUAUAAGAAAGCCUAAAGCAGCUGGUAAGUGGACAAGCUGAAACCACUGCACUCCUCCUUCUUGGUCUCCUACAGAAGCUCUAAGCUAUGGGAUCUCCUGCCACCAGGCCCAUCCCCGCCAUGACUUGGAGGCUGGCUCUGGCUCUGAGCUGGGCCUCCUGUGGACACCAAAGAGUUUGGACAAAAGUAGAAGAGUCCCCAAACCCCCUGUCUGUGCAGUGUUGGGCUGUGAGGUAUCCCAAAGCCAUAGACUGCUCCUGGACCACCAACAAAGCAACAGAGAUGACUCCUGAGCCGGAUCUGCAAGCCUCAUUUAUUGCUACUUACAGGUUCGGGAUGAUCACCCAAGGAGAGACACAUCCCUGCCUCCAGCCUUCCCCUGAGGCCCAGAGCUGUGUCAUCCCCGACAUCCAGAUGUUCUCCAUGAUCCCCUACAUACUCAAUAUCACAGUGAUCACUCAGCAAGGAACCAGAAGUAAAUUGGUCCCCUUCAUUGCAGAGCAUAUAAUUAAACCCGACCCCCCGGAAUCUAUGAGUGUGAGUCCUAUCCCUGGCAAGCAACUCCGGGUGCAGUGGGAACCCCCCCAUUCCUGGCCUUUCCCCAGGUAUUUUCCACUCAAGUACCUGAUCCGUUACCAGCGACAGGGGGCCAAGAGAUUCCAACAGGUGGGGCCAACUGAGGAAACAUUCUUCAUCCUGCAAGGCUUGCGCCCCAGGACCCAAUACCAAGUACAGGUUGCAGCUGGUGACUUUAUGGACUAUGGGGAGCUAAGUGCCUGGAGCACUGCAGUGGCUACCACCCAUGGCAGCAAGUAG